Molecule: messenger RNA, 2985 nt
Organism: Hipposideros armiger (great roundleaf bat)
Lineage: Eukaryota; Metazoa; Chordata; Mammalia; Chiroptera; Hipposideridae
Gene: PEX11G
Product: peroxisomal biogenesis factor 11 gamma
Exons: 5
Coding region: 118-837 (239 amino acids)
Biological process (GO): peroxisome fission
Cellular component (GO): peroxisomal membrane
Source: RefSeq, a predicted model, not a curated record
ACAAGCCACAGUGUGGCAAGAGGCAGCGAGCUCCCAGGCCUGUCCUGGGAGCACAAGCCCCCAAAAAAGUACACGUGAAGAACUCACAGCAACAAAACUCAGUUUGUCGCUGCAGCAAUGGGCCGAACCAGGCACAAAAGGUCACAGCUGCGCCUGCGCAGAACCUUACCGGGGCGUGGCCUAGCGCCCUGCCCCGCUUUCUGGCGCUGUGCGGUGACGUCACGGCGGAGUUGCCAUGGCGGCACUGAGCGGCUUGGCGUCGGCGCUGGAGUCUUACAGGGGCCGGGACCGCCUGAUCCGAACAUUGGGGUACUGCUGCCAGCUGGUCGGAGGGGUCCUGGUGGAAAAAUAUCCGGCCAGGAGGAAGACGUCUUUGUCCGCUGUGUAUCUGUCCUGAGCAACCUGGCCGACCAGCUGUACUACCCCUGUGAGCACAUUGCCUGGGCUGCUGACGCCAAGGUCCUCCAUGUGGACUCUGCCUGGUGGUGGUCUCUGAGCACGGCCCUCUGGGGACUGUCCUUGCUCCUGGGGAUUGCCAGGUCCCUAUGGAUGGUCCUGAAGCUGAGAAAGAAGCUGAGGAGUCCCACGGCGGCCUUCACCAGCCAGCUGCCCCGGAGCAAGUGGAGGGCCGUGGAGGCCCAGAUCCAGUCGGAGGUGCUGACUGUCCUGAGCAACCUGGCUGACCUGGCCAAUGCCGUGCACUGGCUGCCCCCUGGUGUCCUGUGGGCUGGCCGCUUCCCCGUGUGGCUGGUGGGCCUCCUGGGCACCGUCUCUUCCCUUCUCAGUGUGUACCAGGCAGUCCGGGCUGGCGGCAGGGCCGAUGCCACCACCCCCUGACAUGGCCUGAGGGCGCGUGCACACCACUGGAACCCUGAUGGAGGGUCCCUUCCCACAAAGCGGAAAUCACCCGGGUAGGGCUGGGUCUCUAACUGAGCAAAUCAAGGCUGGAUGUGGGGAUAUGCAGCGCAGAGAAUUCGCGGAGCAGCCAGGGGAGCAAGCCCACGGUGGGGUGGGGUGCGGUCCCCCAGGGGCCUUUCCACCCAGGUCCCAGGACUCGCAUGCAGAGGCCUUAGCUGAGUCCUGCUUUGUCCCCUUGCAUCCUGUAUUCACAUAAAUCCAGGGGGGCCAUGAUUGUUUGUGCCAAGUGGGCCUUAAGAAAGCUGAUGACAAUCAAUUAAAUAGAUGGUGCUGGUGCCAGGCCCAGGUGUAGGUCCUUUUUCCUAAAUUCACUGGCUCGUCCAAAGGCCCACUCACUGCCAUGUCCCCUCUCCCGGGCGGGGCGCCCGUAUCUUAUUUUAGGGAGGUUCCACCUCUGGAUGCGGCAGCCCAUGUGCCUGGGACGUUUCUUGUGGGAUGGAGCCACCGUACCUCCCAGCCCACCUGGAACCUCAUCUGGCUGCUGGCACAGCCCACUGCCCCCUUCAGCCAUGGAAGGCAGUUCUCUAUCCCAAAGUCACGGGCACCUGGCCACCGAUGCUGCCUCCCACCAGGCCACGCCGUCUCCUCCUUCUCCUGGAAACCACAGGGUGUUUGUUUUGGCCGAAGUAGCUGACACUCAGCCAUAGCCACAGCUCGGACCAGGCCCGUGUGAACAUUUCCUGGGCCCUGAGCUAGGGCUGGGCCACGUAGGUUCCUGUCUUCCACCUCAUGGAGACUGGUGGGGUGGGAUGCCUUUUCAGUAUGACUAAGGCUGCGUGUGUCUGGCCUCGGUAGAUGGUGGCCGGCCCACGCCUGCCAGUCGCAGGUGAUGUGUCCUCGGACCCUCCACUUCUGAGUUCCAGCAGGAAAGUCGAGGGAAUCAGGCUCUGCCUUAUGUCCCCCAAGUACUUGGGACAUCAGGUGUUUGCAGCCCCUGAAGUCAUGUGGUUUCAAGCACAGCUUGUUCUUUUACAGGAAAGCUAUUACUAGGUGGCUGGGAACAGCUGGGAUGGAGGGCUGCUCGGAGUAGUAGCACAGGGUGCAGAAGAGACCUAACCCCGCCUUUGGCCGAAGUGCCCUCUGGAUUAGGGGUGGGGGGCCAGGCUAGGUCAGUCUCCCCAUCCCUCUUGCAAAAAGGGGUCCCCUUCCCAGAGCCUGAGGCACCAGUGAAAUUGGGGCGGGGGUCAGAGCAGCACCUGCCUGCCUAUCUAGAAACUCAGAAUGAAUGUAAGGCACGCAGAGCAGUGUCUGUGGGGAAGUCCUGUGAACACUUGGAUGUGACACGUCAGGUCACAGGUAUCCCAAAAGGCUGAUAUCCCUGUGGGCCUGAGCAGAGCCAGGUGCCAGCACUCCGGCUGCAGCUCCCGGGUAGUCAGGGCUGGCCCUGUGGCAGUGCUGGGGCUGCAGCUGCCCAGGCCCACUGCUAGGCAGUGGAGACAAUCCCACCUGCAGUGUGGCCACACCCCCUGCCCACUGCCCUUCUGGGCCGGCAGGAUGCAGGGAGCGUAUCUACUGCAAGUGGCUCACUCAGGGAGCAGGGAGCUGACAUCCAGGACUACAGGGACAGGUCUAAACUGGAGAGGACCCAGCUAGAGCAUGACUUGGCAUUCCCUGCAGGCUGACUUCGACUAGGGGGCUGCUUCUCCUGGGGCCUGUCUCCAGCUUUGAAUGUCCAAACAUUUUCAUCGUCUGGGGCUUCCCCAGAGGCAAAGGACCCAGGCUUCUCUGUGUGGUCUCCCGGCUGAUCACGUCACUCACGACAGGCCUGGGGUGCAGGCAGCUGGUUCCAGCUGGAGCUGAGGCCAUGUCACUUGCCUAGGAGGUGUGCCGCAUCCCUCAUUCCAACCGCAGGGCAGAAGUGGUGGUGCCACUCUCCCAUGGACCUGAUGCCUGCACCCAGCAGAAGAGGUGAUAGCAGUCGAGAGGGCUCCUAUGGUAUCCUGGGCCCAUGUGAAGGGUGGGACGUCACAGCCUGGUUGUCAGGUAGGCCCUGGACCUGAUUGAUAUCCAAGCCUCCCCAAGUUCCUACUGCAGCAGACUCUGAAGGGGAGGUCCUGCCUGGUAAGG